Messenger RNA from Porites lobata, 24238 nucleotides. The record is from the annotation of a GenBank genome assembly. NCBI's taxonomy places the organism in Eukaryota, Metazoa, Cnidaria, Anthozoa, Scleractinia, Poritidae.
CUUGGAGAUUUCCGGAAAGCCAUAGAGUACCAUGAACGACACCUCAAAAUUUCGAAAGAAGUGGGAGACAGGGCAGGAGAAGGAAAAGCGUACUGUAAUCUUGGCAUCGCCUACAGAAAUCUUGGAUAUUUCCAGAAAGCCAUAGAGUACCAUGAACGACACCUCAAAAUUUCGAAAGAAGUGGGAGACAGGACAGGAGAAGGAAAAGCGUACGGUAAUCUUGGCAACGCCUAUCACAGUCUUGGAUAUUUCCAGAAAGCCAUAGAGUACCAUGAACGACACCUCAAAAUUUCGAAAGAAGUGGGAGACAGGGCAGGAGAAGGAAGAGCGUACGGUAGUCUUGGCAACGCCUAUCACAGUCUUGGAGAUUUCCAGAAAGCCAUAGAGUACCAUGAACGACACCUCAAAAUUUUGAAAGAAGUGGGAGACAGGGCAGGAGAAGGAGGAGCGUACGGUAAUCUUGGCAACGCCUAUUACAGUCUUGCAGAUUUCCAGAAAGCCAUAGAGUACCAUGAACGACACCUCAAAAUUUCGAAAGAAGUGGGAGACAGGGCAGGAGAAGGAAUAGCGUACGGUAAUCUUGGCAACGCCUAUAACAGUCUUGGAGAUUUCCAGAAAGCCAUAGAGUACCAUGAACGAGACCUCAAAAUUUCGAAAGAAGUGGGAGACAGGGCAGGAGAAGGAAAAGCGUACGGUAAUCUUGGCAACGCCUAUUACAGGCUUGGAGAUUUCCAGAAAGCCAUAGAGUACCAUGAACGACACCUCAAAAUUUCGAAAGAAGUGGGAGACAGGGCAGGAGAAGGAACAGCGUACGGUAAUCUUGGCAACGCCUAUUACAUUCUUGGAGAUUUCCAGAAAGCCAUAGAGUACCAUGAACGACACCUCAAAAUUUCGAAAGAAGUGGGAGACAGGGCAGGAGAAGGAGGAGCGUACGGUAAUCUUGGCAACGCCUAUUUUCGUCUUGGAGAUUUCCAGAAAGCCAUAGAGUACCAUGAACGAGGCCUCAAAAUUUCGAAAGAAGUGGGAGACAGGGCAAGAGAAGGAGGAGCGUACGGUAAUCUUGGCAACGCCUAUCACAUUCUUGGAGAUUUCCAGAAAGCGAUAGAGUACCAUGAACGACACCUCAAAAUUUCGAAAGAAGUGGGAGACAGGGCAGGAGAAGGAACAGCGUACGGUAAUCUUGGCAGCGCCUAUGACAGUCUUGGAGAUUUCCAGAAAGCCGUUCAGUAUUAUAAGAAGAGUGUUACAGCGUUUGACCACAUUAGGAGAAAUCUCAUAUCAAAUGACGAAUGGAAGAUUAGCCUUAAAAGUACGUAUGAUAAGAUUACUUUGAGGCUGUGGGAGCUGCUGUUUAAGGAAGGUAAAGUCAUCGAGGCACUUUUAACUGCUGAUCAAGGACGUGCACAAGCUUUAAACGAUCUUCUGGAGUUCAAGUAUGGCCUUAAAGGGCUUCACCCAGAAAUAGGAACACUUUCUGCAAGACCAAGUGACUUUGCUAGUUACUUACCACCAAAUACAGUUUUCAUGGGUAUCAGCGAGGGAGGAAUAGUUUUCUGGGUGAACGAGAAAGGAAAAGAAAUCAAAACUAGAAGAACUGAGAUCGGUAUCUCCGUCACAACCUAUUUUCAGUCUCUGCUGGAAGCUACACAUAAAGAAGUAGGUGUGAGAGCUGAUGUUAACUGUGAAGAUCGCUCAUUAAGGAACCCAAGCGAUAAAAAGUUAGCGGAAGAAAGAUCAAGUAAGCCAAGGUCUUAUUCCUCAUCUUUUCAGACAAAUUCAUUACAAACAUUGUACAAUGUUGUUAUAGGCCCUAUAAGAGACUUACUUGACGGCGAUGAAAUUGUGAUUGUUCCAGAAGGACCUCUGUGUUUGGCGCCUUAUGCUACUUUUAUGGACAUGAAAUCAAAGUACCUCUGCGAAACUUUCAGAAUUCGUCUGCUCCCCUCGCUUUCUAGUCUUCGAUUAAUCCAAGACUGUCCAGCAGAUUGGCACAGCAAGACUGGCGCUCUUCUCGUCGGCGAUCCGUGGGUACAGGAGGUAACGACGCUAGAGCAGUUAGUGUGGGCCGAAAAAGAAGUGCAGAUGAUUGGGAAAAUUCUUCACACUGUACCUCUCGUUGGAAAGCAGGCAACAAAAGAUGAAGUUUUGAGACGUAUUUCCUCUGUUGCUUUGGUGCAUAUUGCUGCUCACGGUGAAAUGGAAACAGGAGAAAUUGCCUUGGCCCCAAACACAACGCGUUCAUCCAUGGAUCCAGCCGAGGACUAUCUUUUAACUAUGAAAGAUGUUUUAAAGGCGCACAUCAGGGCAAGACUCGUUGUACUUAGUUGUUGUCAUAGUGCUCGGGGAGAAGUCAAAUCUGAGGGUGUGGUCGGCAUCGCACGGGCUUUUUUGGGUGCUGGUGCUCGUGCUGUUCUGGUGUCCCUGUGGGCGAUCGACGACAAAGCUACUAUGGAGUUCAUGAAAGUUUUCUACCAAGAAAUAGUCCAUGGACGAAGUGCCAGUGAGGCCCUGAAUAAAGCCAUGAAAUCCAUGAGAGAAUCUGACGACUUUAGCGCAGUGAAGUACUGGGCGCCUUUUGUUCUCAUUGGUGAUGACGUAACGCUCGAGUUUGAAGGCAUCAAUUAAAUAGCAAGGUAUUUUGGAAUAUAAUUAAUCCUGGGAUCAUAAUCCCCGCAUUUGCAAUAGUCAUUUUAACUAGCAAUUAUUUUUUUCACUUAUCGGGCAAUGAACUCAACCUGUGCCACGUGUAGCGUCGAAACUUUGUUUGGCAGUUAAACAUUACAAAAUUUAUUUCAAAUUUCGUAAUUUCUUUACAUUUUAAAGUGACGGUGAUCCUGUUUGAGUUCUUUCCGAAUGAUUGUAACUUACAGUCGAACCUAACGUAUGCGACCACCCAAAAUUUUCUGUCGCUUACGGAAGGUGAUCGCUUAGGAGAGUCACCGGCUUCAGUUAUGGUGCUCUGAGUGGAAAAACUUUGGCAUUUUUGGUGGAUGGUUGAUUAUAAGAUUUAAUAUUCUUACCAGCUAAAAGUCAGGAAAGUACCGUAAAUCUUAUAUUAAUUUCCCCAGGGACUUAUUUAUUUCAAGGAUGUUUGAGGGAGGGGUUGGGGGCUUGUUCAAUUAACCAAAUAUCGUGGUCUCCAUAAAGAACUAGAACACCAAGUGGAAAAGCUUUAGUUGGAUGUCUCGAUCAUACAGCCGAACAACAAUCAACCAGUCCGAACCUUCAGUCCAGUUACAUUUGCACCUAUCAUAUGCGUCUAUUGUUUAAGAAUAAUAGUAGUCGCGCUUGAAAGAGAGAGAGGGAGCUUUCACGCUUUCUUUCUCCGAAAAGGCUGGAGGGUUUGGAGAGGAGGGGGAGGGGAGGGCUUUAUUAAACAUUUUCGGUUGUAAGUAUCGGUUAAUCUACAAUAAGGUUUCUCGUACGAUGAGAGUUACAGGUUUUAAUGGUAUUCUAUGCUCGAAAUGAUUUCGAAGUCAGGCGCCAAAAUAUUAACUGUUUGACUUCGCUGGCUCAAAUCUCUAUUCUUCUGCUAGCUUGCUAACGUUUCUCCUUGCUGUUUUUGUUGUAUAGUUACGAUGAAGAAUGCAGUGAAGCAGUUCCUAAUUAUCUGAGGUUGAAGACAGUUUAAUUUUUAUCACAAUUCCGAGGUGGAGCGUUUUUCACAAGGAUGGCAACUCUUUAUCUUGAAGAGAAAGAAAAUAAUGCUUAUUCUUUUGAUUUAUUUGUUUUUGUCACAUUACAGGCUGUAGAAUGUAGAUAAAUGUACAGAAAAAGGUGACGGGGAAGCCUGAACUGGAAGCCUGGGGCUUAGGUAGGGUCCAGGCUCCUCCUAGGUUAGUUUAACUAGACUUAAAGAAGAGGAAAGACGCGAUUUUAUAAAAUCAACAACAGAUUGCUAAGAUACAGGAAAAAGGAGUAGAAUCAGCAUCAGUUACAAACAAAAUUACUUAAAAAAUAGGAGGAAGUUGAGUUAUAUAGAAAUUAUUAAGAAAAUAUAAGGAGAUUUAGUUGGAUUAUAAAUUAUAAAGAUGGUCACAUAUUAACUAGAAAUAUUUCGACAAAGGUUCACAUUUAAGGGAAAAUUCAAAAUUAGCUGGACCAGUCAUGGUAGUUAAAUGUUUGCUUAGUUCCAGUUUAAACGUCGAACUUCUCAUAUGCAGAAUCUAAUGCAUAAAUUACUAAAAUUUGUUUUCACUUGUAAGCGUUUUAAACCAUUGAACAUCAUGAAAAUGAAUUGAGUCCGACUAAUUAAGUUCGACAUCUGAAUCAACCGUCGAAUGACUUAUCAUAUGGGUUGACCUAAAUAGGUAUUAAGUUUGGUACAGGAAAAGAUCGACGUUUGAACUUGGAGAGUUCCAAAAGUGUGUGCAGUGGCAAGAUAUUUUAUUUCUUUUAAGGUUCUGAAGGUUGUGCUAGACUUUAUAUUGGGUCGAAGAUACUGAGCAAAUUGAGUUUUAUAAUCAUGAAGAACUUAAGAGAACCAGAUGUGAAAAGAUUGUCGAAGCUCGAAGGCAAUGUAAGGAGAGAUUUUCCAUGAAUUCUUUAUUUGUCUCGAAUUUCAUAUCUUUGACGUUGUUUUUAGUAAUUCAUACUGAAAUUGCAUAAAUGUGUUUUAGCUCCUCAAAAAGGCUCGUGCCAUUUUAUCGUCCUUUAAUUUGCUUUGUGUCCGCUAAGUAAUAACUGUUGUCUAUUUGUUCGCAAAUAGACAGCUAAAUUACAAAUUUAAACAAGCGGCACCAGUACAAAAGGCCUAUGAAUAGAAGUCGUCCAGUUGUAAAAUCACGAUACACGAUAGACAGACUGAAGUUAAUAACCAUUAUUCAGAAACUAAUUAUCCUUUUAAAAGUCAUCAUUGAAGUGAAAUGUUUAUAUUAAUUGAAAAGAGAACGAGCAAUUAGUUUUGUUUGUUAAGGAACACUGUUGGCUUUUCAUAAAUCAUAAAUACAUUAGAACACAUUUAAAGGCUUGCUAAACCGUUUCUUUAUGUUUGUGUUUUGUUUUCGGCAACAGCCGUUCUAUUCGACUGAACUAAAUUCGACGUCUGAAACCAAGUCGUGCUAGUGCCGUGCUGCAAUCGAGCUACAGUCGAGCCAGCUUAGCACGGCAGAGAGUGAUCAAGAAAUAAACUGCAAAAACCGUACACGAAGAUCCAGCUGGUUGUCAACAUAGGAACUCAAGAAGGAUCUAAUCUGCUUGAAGAAGAGAACAUAAAAGGACAUUUUGGCUAAAAAUAUUCGAAGCAAAAAAAAAAAACCGAGAAGUCCAAAGACUAUUGCAAAGCUGAAACAAAGCGUCAUUUUGAACUUUUUCGAAACGUUUUAAAAACACGUUGUUUCAGCUUUGUAGUGAUCUUGGGACUUCUCGUUUUUUUUGUUUUGUUUUGUUUUUGUUUAGAGAGUGUUUACACCCAAGAGGGGAGGAGGUGGGGCCUUAAGUCUUGGACAGAAGAAACAUGGAACAUUUUCGUGGCUGAAAAUAGUCCAAUUGCAAUUUGGGCGAUGACAACAUUUGACCCUAACCAGUACAAUCCUUUAGUAUUUUGGGGUUACAUUCAUCUGAGAAACUGCGGUCAGUGGAGGCUGCGAUGAUGCUAUCGCCUAAAUGGGCUAUUUUCAACGUUCAGCAUUAGGACGGCUCGAUUACCAGAGUCCGUUCGUGAAAUGAGCCUCUGCACCUCCUCUGGAAAGAGGAGUAGGACCAAGAGAAUAACGGAAAUCGAGCCUAAGCAUUGGGACGAAGCAAACAAUUGGUGUCGGGGUGGUUGCAGUGACCAAGAAUCACGAGAAACUCCCAUAUUUUUUGUCAAAGACUUUAAACCCCACCCCACUCCCGUCUCGGAUGUUUUUUGUACGAAUAUAAAUUAUCAAAAGUAAGUUGAGUUUGAUCUUGCGGGUGAACGUAGUCCUGAAUAGGACUGUUGUUGUUGACAGUGACUGACGUUUCGACCGUGACCUGUGCGGUAGUCAUCGUCAGAGUCAAAGUGAGUUGUAUCACGUCAGUUGAUGGUGUUAUACUCCGGUUAUUGAUCUGAUUGGUCAAUUACGACGUGAUGUUAUUGGUCCGUACGUACGUUCGUAAGUCCACCCCUUAAUGUAAGCUGGGGUGAUAUUUUGCAUUUCAAACACCCCGCGCUUCGGCGGUAAAUCGCAUGGCCACGUGGACUUUUAGAGAAAAAAAUUAAAAAUCAGAGCCAAGUCUUCCUUGAACAAGGUUGUGUGAUAAUCAUGUUAAAAUGUUAUGAAAAGAAACUCGCUUAAGUUUAAAAUAAGUACAAAUCAUCUCAUUUCUUGAACAAGGAUAAACCUUACGACUUUCUCUUUCCUGCCAUGAAAUUAAUCUUUGAAAAUUUUGUUUCAAUGAAAAAUGAAAAUUCUUGAAUACGUGGUAGAAUUACACAUAUUCUUGGAAGGUCAUCCGGUGAGAAGCUUGUUUACAGAGAAACUUUCUCAAAUAUUCAGCUCGAACUAAACAGCCAUUUGACUUUUGGGUCUUCUGAAAUGGCUGGAAAAUUGUUUGUAACAAUCUUAUCGUCGUAAUAGCUGCAAUACACGUCCUUUUUGCCUCUAUGGCUUGUGAAAAUCAAAAAAGUUGAUGCUCCCGAAAAAAUUCACGUUAACCUCUUCCGACAUGAGUCCCAAGGUCCCAGCACAUAAACUAUAGAAUUUCGUUUUGUCUACAAAAAUAUAACCAAGCACGGAAUCGUUUUGUUCUCUAUAAUGGAGCUAAGUCCAUAAACAAUUUUCCUUGAAAUGAGCGAUUAGCUUUACUGCAUUUUUUUUCUCAACAAACUAAACCGCGCUCAUGGUUUGCUCCUUUUUGUCGCUGCUUUCCCCUCGAGUUUCACAAAGUUUUACUGAGCAAACAAGAAACCUGGGGAACUGUUUAAAGGUAAAAUUCACAAGACUAUUACUGGAAAGCGUAAUACUGCCAAUCAAUAAGUUUGAUUAGCAAAGCAACAAUUAUCACGUGCAUCUUAUUGUUUUAUCAACAUUUCUUUGCCAUCACUGCACGACGACGACGUGAAAAUGCCUAAUUUUACGUUUUAUUGAGGACGUAAAAAAAACAAAGACAAACUUUUUUCCUGAUGAGUUUCCCCAUACCUUUCACAAAAUAAGCGACUUGUAAUAAUCGUGAAAAAGUCUGAAAGAAUGCGAAUUCACUUUUCAUUAAAAAGCGACGUUUGGACCGCUGUCACCGUCGUGGUUCCUUGAACUUGGGGCAAUGGCGCGUGGCGGGAAAAAAGUACUUUCGGUCACCGUAAUUGGUUCUUCCGUAGUCGCGGCUUAAAUUCGCUAUUGUUUCUUUUAGGGGAAGAGAAUAUGAGCCAGGGAAUAUGACGAGGGAAAUAUGAGCAAGGAAAAUAUAUAUUACAUUUUUUGGUUACUGUUAUCAGCUAUCGUUUUAGCUCUGCACUCCCCUGUUACAAUCAAAGUCGUCACCAGCUUUUCAGACAGUGAUUUAUAAUCAGGGGUUAUGUAAUAUAUUCUCCUAAAAAGAACAAAGGAAACCGAGCAAAGUUGAAAAAUAAAUGGUUUUAAUGAAUUCGAACUCUUCCGAUCGAUGGAUGGUUUUGCGUUGCAUCUAAUAAUAAUAAUAAUAAUAAUAAUAAUAAUAAUAAUCUUUAUUGAGGAUAUCAAUUUCACUGAUAAGUGAUUUACAAAAGAGUCCUCAAAAAUUAAAAAAGGACAAAAAGGAAAAAUAAAGACUAAUAUAUGAAUAUAUAAAAAUUAAACUAAAAACUAUUUACAUUUCUUAACACUCUUUUAAAACCAGCUAAUGAUGGGCUUUGUCUGAUUGAAAGGUCUAAUUUAUUCCAAUCGUUUGAGGCAAAGUUUGUCGAGGUCCAAUGACCCCAGUUCCUAUUAGAUGCACUCUUACGGAUAUUGUUUUUACAUCUAGUAUUAUAAUCAUAGGGAGCUUUAGCAACGACUACGGCGCCGGCAACGACAACGGCAAAAAAACAAUAGGAUAAGACAAGCAAAACAACAACUUUGCACGAGCAUCACACUUUUUUGUACAAAAAUUUCUCUGCCGUCAAUACACGACUACGACGUGAAACUGCCUUAGUUUACGUUUUGUGGAGGACUUGAAGACAAGAUAACGACUUUUUUCUUCUUUUCCUGAACAGUCAUACAGUCAUUUAGAAUUCAACCCCAGAAAAAUUGACCAAUAUUUUACGAGUUGCACGAGAUGUAAUAAGCACUGUAAAGUUUGAAGCAGUGCGAAUUCACUUUUCAGUGACGUUUUCGCUGCCGUCGCCGUCUUGGCGUGCUUAAAUCUCCCUAAUAUUACUAAACAGAAAACAGCAGACGAAAGUAAUGGGCAACAUUUUGGUGGUAGUACUUCCCUACCACCAUGGGUAGCCAUGCACCUUGGACAACUUGGACAAAAGUCCAGAUCAAAAGGCCCAUAUCCCCUCGUGUCUAGGAACUACGGGGAACCAGAAGGGGGCCCCAUCUGGGAUGGGUGGAGUACAGUUCUGGUGGGACCCGGGGUCCGGAGUGGAUAUUUUCUCGGACCUGUCUCCAAGGGCUAAGCCUUACUUUGGGGUAAGGUUUGCCACAGGUAACCCGAGCUCUGUGAUAGUACCGCAGUAUACCGUUCCAGUAAGACUACAGUGUGUGUAUGGGGUGAAAAUACGAUCCUAAAAUUUCUAGGAAAUACUAAAUAAAGAUCAAUGAAACUUACUCAGCAGUUAGUUGGUGUUGUCCUUAAUGCUCCAACGAAGGUUCGUGAUAAUUUGUUCAAUUCACUCUAUAUACAAUAAUAAUAUACAAGGUAGGAGACACGAGAUGCCAUCUUCGCCGCCAUGCUCUCGUUCAACACAACUUUUUCCUCGAAAUUCGAACUCCAACAGAAAAUAAACAUGCCAGGAUCGUGGUAAUAGGUUAGCAGCAGAUAUAGGAACCAAUGAAGCUUUCCCAGAUAGAAAAACGAAUCCGGCAGACUUUGACAUACUCGAAGGAUGUAAUCCAAAAGGCCGAGAAUAUGCUCGACGAAAUAGCCAGGCCAGAUCAACGCGCGGCCAAGAAAAUGAGCCCUGGGGCCCGUUUCUCGAAAGUCCCGGUAACUUUUCGGGCCCGAAAUCAAAUAUUCAAAUCGAAAUAUAAAGAAUAAGAGCGCGGGUCCUGGCAAGCAAACUACUCCAUUUUGUUUCAUUAACUGAUAGUUUUAUCACUUUAGAUGCAAAACUAUUGAAACCGCGAUCUUUAAUGUAAACGGAGACAGCUUACCGGGCCCGUUAAUUAUCGGGACUUUCGAGAAACGGGCCCCUGGGCACUGUGCAAAAAAAUUCCAUUCCGGGUGUCCUGUGUUGACCUUUCUAGGGACCGAUACAUAGCUUUACCAUUUUGUUACAGGCUUAUUCACGUGCGUUCAUUUUUACUAUAAAGUUUUUUCAUUUCUCUUGUUGACACCUUUUUUCUGCAAGUUGGUCGUAAGUUUGCCGAUGUAACCCAUUUUCCUGUCACAUACGGUUUAUUUACUUGCAUAUAAAUACAAGUUCUUAGUUUAGUUUCUCCAGGUUUGUUAGCUCGGUCACUGAUUUGCUGUCAGAGUACAGGUCACCACGAUACAGAUAAACAAACAGCAUUAAAAGUGUCUCCUAGCCCUUAUCUUUUAACAAAAUGCUCUGUUAGUUUGAGGGGAAUCUGUGUGGUUUGGUAAUUUAUCGAUGAGCAUUACUCUUGACCUGUGGAAUGUGAACUGUACUGUGGACCCGGCACUUUGCUGUUUACCUGUGGAGCUUAGUUCCCCAGAAAUUCUCGACCUCUAGUAAUUUUUUAAUGUUUACUGGUCAACUCAGUCACCCUCCCUUCCCUACUUAGAUCGAUUUGCAAUCGAUGUACAGUAAAAAAUGAGGUAGAAAGUUGGUUUUCUUGGACAAUGUAAGAGCGUAAGAGACCUAUUAGACCUUAUUCACGAUGUCCGCCAUCUUUGCACGUGCGCAAGGAUAAAAGCAAUGCAAUGUCAUGUGGUUUCUCAGGGGGCAAACAAGUAAUAAAAGAUUCCAAUGCAAGAAAUCGCGGUUGAGUUUAUUUAUUCUGGACAAAAGAAAAUGAAGAACUUUUUAUCUUAAUGACGAUAAUGGCAAAUAUGAGUAGAGGAAGUGAUCAUUGUUUCUUUUCUGGAUGCAGUAGCGACCACAGAUGUCCUUACAGCGUGCAAUUGGCCAUUUCGGAGUUGUGUAGGGAACUGGGGCGAGUUUCAAAUUUAAACUAAUCGAUAAACUGACACCGCCAUAUAAAAGGUCAUGUUGAGAUUGGUUAUUUUACCAAGUUUGGUGCUCUAAAGUUGAACAGGCCGGGGAUCAAGUCAUGACUCUUGAAACAUGGUUAAAGAUCCACACAAACGUCUGUAAUUUUGUGACAGCGUCUCCCAAAACCAUAUAAACUCUUUAAAAUAUUUUUCAUUUUUUUCCGUUAAACUGUAAAAUUCGUCAUGCAUCUACUACUUGGAAGGAACUAAUCAAUACUUUGCCCAUUUUCAAGGAUAUCAGAGAAAUCGUCAAAAAAAUUUAAAGAGUUUAUAUGGUUUUGGGGGAAAACCAUAUAAACCACUUGUCGAAACUCGAACUGUACAUUUUGCAAGACCGAAAGCGCCGUCUCGUCGUGAGAGGAUCUUCACAAACUCGGCCGCUAUUACUCGUAUUGGUAAUUGUAUCAUACAUUCGUUUGCCCCCUGAAAUACCACGUGACAUUGCUUUUAUCCCAGCAAAUCCUAAAGUGCGUGCAAAGAUGGCGGAUAUCGUGAAUAAGGUCUAUUGUGCAAUUUAAAAAAACAGCUAAAGGGCAACGCUCCAAACUAAAUUAGGUACGCACACUCAAGGCAAUUAGACCGUUUAGUUUUUAAGGAGAGUAAACAUUUCUUAACACAAAGGGAAAAAAGAGAAGGAAAAAAAUAGACCAAUACUAUAAUACUAUGCAGAUCUGAAACAGAAAACCGUGGACUCUUAUUUCGAAAAAACGUUUUGUGUCUCUUCAAACAUAUAUGACGUUAAGCUGGGAGGUACAAGUGCAAAGCAAAGGACUUUUAGGAUCAACUACGCAAUCGUCUUGCGUCAGUAGCCAAAACAAAGAGUCCAGUGAUCUCUGUUUUGUAGAAAGCGACACUAAGCAUGUCGUUAAUGAACUUUUCCGAUCGAUGAAUGGUUUAGCACUGCAGUUUUAGGCAGCUGUUCGUGAACUUACACAACAGGACGGGAGAGGCAAGAAGACAGCAAACCUUGUGUGACAAGCGUGACAAUAAUUUUCUUUGAACAAAAGUUCCGCCACACUUCACUAUCCUGAAACAGAUUUAUUUGUUAAAGACCGGAAAACAUAUCGUUAAGUGAAGAUUGCGACAAAACACGCAAGCAAUAGCCCUGUCAGGUUUGUCACACAAAAGCGUUUAGUCGUCCUCUUCUUUCUGCCGUCCUGUUGCGUAAACUCAAUAUUGUUAAAUAGAAAACACCACAGGGGGAAACGUAUUAGCGAUUAGCGCUAACCCGGUGUUAAAUUUUAAUCCUCUGGUUUCUUUCUUUCUUUUUUAAAAGCAUCUUCUCGGAUGUUUUUCUCUAUUCUAUCUGUUUGUCACCUACUGCCUAAGCAGCUGACCACCCAUUGCCUCGAUUAUACCGUAUUUACUCGAAUAAGCGCCGCGACGCUUAUUUAAUUUUAGGUGUCUCUGAUGAGGCGCUUAUUCGUGGGCGGCGCUUAUUUAAAAGGCUCAUACCACAAAAACAAAACAUUUUGAUUGUACAAUUUAAUGUACUUCAUGAUUAUUUUUUUUAUCGCUUUUUUCACGCAAGAACUGAAGAACACGAAGAUUUUGAAGAGAGAACUGAAUGAAAGAGCGUCGAGAUAAACUCACUUUGAACUGAAAAACGUCACUAUUGAUGAAAAUAAAUUCCCAUUUCUGGCUUAGAAUCGCAUUGCAGCGAUUACAGUGUAUUUUUAUCAUCUUGUGGAAAUACUCGAAAAAGCGCUGCACCGGAGCUGCGGCGCUUAUUCAAGAGCGGCGCUUAUUAACUUUUCCACUCCAUGUGCGGCGCUUAAUCGAGGGCGGCGCUUAUUCGAGUAAAUACGGUAGCUAUGCUAUUUGGCAAUUAACUGAUUAAAGAUAAAUGAUAAAAGUUCAUCCAAUUAUCAAGCUGUGGACAAAUAGAAUUAAGAAAUUAUGAAUAUAUGAAAAUCAUAUAUAUGUGAGCUGCGGAGUGAAGAAUUAUUUGAAGGAAGAUCAUCGCAGUUGUAUACGCAACUUAUGCAGUUACGAAAAGAAAGCUUGAAAAAAAUAGUCCAAAGAUAAGUGUAAUUUUCAUAGCUUAUUUUACAACUAGUCGUAAAAAGAAGAACAUCAGGAAUCUGUAGUAAAUUUUUAUUCCAUUGUUAUGACAGAGGCACUUGAGACGUGCCUACUGGCAAUUUAAUAUAGUUUUUACGCUUUUAUUAUUUACAUAGUUGUAGUUUUAUUUCUGUUGUCAGAUUGUUUAAAGUUACUGUUUAGAAAGCCCUCCAUUCUAAUACUGGAGUCAAAUUCUCUGUUCAGUUACUAGCUUGAAUCAGUUUUUAAAAUAUAUAGUUGUUUUACAUUUACUCGUCUUUUUUAUAUGCGUAGGUUUGCUCUUUCAUAAUAGAGGGUUAUUCGCGUACCUUGUUUUUACCAUCAGAGCUUUAGAUUCUAAGACGAGGACGAGAACAAGAUUUUCCCAAUACUAACUAGUGCGCGCGCGCGCGAACCGGGAAAAUUGGACAGUCAUCGUCAUUCUACGACGAGUCUUAACGAGAAUGUCAUUUAUUAUCUAGCGAUCAUCGAGAGAGGGCUUCACCUCCUUCAACGGAAAUAAGUGUUCUAACUUUUGUGGAGAAAAAAAGUACGAUGAAGCUUUUCGAGUGUCUAUUUUUCGAGAAUAGGCGAGAAAAAUUAACAUGAAAUGUCAACUUUAAUUAAGUGUCGAUUUGUUCAGCUAAUUGGGGACAAUAAUAAGUUAAAUCUUUUCGUAGUUCAAAGAUAAAUUUUCGACUAGCCGUAUGCAGAGCUUGUGCACUUGCAACCUUCAGUUCAAUAGUCACUUCAAGAACACCAGGAGUCAGUAGUAAAUUUUUAUUUCCAUUGUUAUAAUCCCGUAGAAGCCUGAAUUUUUUUCAGGCUUUCUUUUCGCCUUUUCUUUUUUGCCCAUAUUUGGGUGUAAGUAAUACCCCAUAUUUGGGCAGUGACGUCAAGGCCUUGCAUUUACUCCUUGUGGUUCGAGGCCGAGUGAUCCAGUGUGUGACCGUUGGUUGUGGACUGCAUGUGGAUUGCGUUUGUUGAGUUGUUGCUGAGGACCUAAUAGGUGAGCAAGUUUACCAUUUCUUCUUUUAAGGGCUAUUAGUGCCCUGUUUUUCAGCCAAUCAAAAAGAAAUACGGUUCAACGCCCAAAUUUUUGUCUGAACCAGCGUGUUUUUUGCAGCUUGAUUUACAUUGAGCCAGCCCUCAACUCCCGUGAGGAAUGCAACAAAUUUGUGGACCUUUUGUUUAGAGUCUAUCUUUUAUGCCUUUUGAAUGACUCUGCUCCUGUGACACCCGCUCAUUAGCUCGUUGUAUUUUAUUCAAAUUUAUUGUACUUCUCAUACAUACUGCGCCCCAUUUUUACGUUUUUCGCACAUUUUACUUUACACCAAUUUUGUCACACAUUUAACUCCACGCUCAAUUUGUUAACGCCUUGUUUGCUAGGUAUCUGCAACCACCAAGAAGAUACAUUCUGUCUCACUAAGAAAUCAUGCGCUUUCCACGCGUGAUGCAAAUUCUGACAAAAUUAUAAAUUAACGUAACCGGACCCUAAGGGUUAAAGUUUCCGAUAAGUUUAAUUUGCUCUGUAAGGUAUACGAAAGUGCUGAAAAUUCAGUAAACGAUCGGUUAUUAACGUGGUAAAAUGAAUAUUCAAUCGACCCCGAUAACUCGAACCCCCUUCCAACUCCAACAGUUUUUUCGUUUCCCUGUACGUGUUUCGUUCGGUUCUACUGUACGUUCGUUUUGAUCCUUUAUGUGAGCUUUUCGUGUUUUUGUUCAGGAAACUGUAUUGGGUUUUAUGUGACACUCAUAUAGUUUAAUUCCCCCGUAGUUUUCUAUUUUUAUGGAUUACGGCUUUUUGCGAGUUAUCAUAUUUUAAUUUCUGGAAGUAUACGUCACUUUUGCUAGCUUCAUUCGAUGAAACUGAAACAAAGAAAGGGAAACUCCCUUAGGUUCAUCUUUCUGUUUCCAAAAGGGUUGAUUGUGGACUCCGUUAAUAGGUUAGUUUUGUGGAAGUCCAGUUUAUUUUGUGAAGGAAAAUUCUCUCAGUGACAUUUAAGUACGAAGUGUUAAACUUGUGUUAAAUGUGAUUUCCUCGUAGACCUUUUUCGUCGUGUUAAAUCAAGCGGACUAUCAAGAUCUCCAGUACAUCACUGAGAUUACUCUCGAAUUUAUUAGUGCCAUUGAGGUAGGGAUUUAUUGGAGGGUCUGAAUGGGGGUACAUCGAUAACACUAAACACUUAAUUUUUUUUGGCUCUGUAACAUAAAACAGUUUAAUUUUAGGCAUUUUAACACUAAAAGUAAAAAAUUCUCUGUAACUGUAAAUUUUAUCCAGAAGGAAACAAAAAAAGGCUCCAAAAAGGGCAAUGUUAUUUUCAGUAUAUCAAGAAGUUUUCGGCCACUUUCCGACGAUUCCCGAUCAUUUCGGAAGAUUUCCGAAGUUUUCCAAGGAGAAAUUCGAAAAUUUACGACUACCGUGUGGCACGAAAUUUUUGCGGGUUCUAAUUUUUGCGGGUUUUGCGAUUUUUCAAGUGAUCCGCAAAAAUAAGUUCCCGCAAAUAAAAAAUACCGCAAACAUUUUUUCCGCAAAAAUUUUUGCCACAGUAGAUAUUCUCUAUAACUUAAAUUCGCUACACAAACUAAACGGUAUACAAUGAAAUACCGGUUACAAUACAACAAUACAUACAAUACCCUUUAUUGAACGUGGUUAAUAUUCUUAGGUAAUUAGCUACUUUACAGACAUGCCACGAAGAAGGUUUUACAGUGGGUACGCACACCGUAGUAUUGUUUGAAAAUAUGUAUUUCCGUUGCACGUGCUCAAUAAAAACGAAAAUACUAUCAAUGCUGGGUACUGGGUACUUUCUGAAAACUGGAAAAAUUAAUUUCCAGCAAGAAAAAUCAAUCUGUCCUUAUCGCAAAAAUUAGUUCCCGCAAAACACAAAAAACCGCCAAUCCGCAAAAAUAAACUCCCGCAAAAAAUUCGUGCCACAGGGUGUAUUUCUGGGGGAGGAGAAUUCACUCGACGCCUCUAUCGCCGCCAUGAUCUUUUGACUUGGUAAAGGAUCGUGGGCUCCUGGCACGAGAUUGGUACCCAGUUUUCCCCAGGCUUCCCAGUAGAAUACUGUUGCGCAUGGGUGGAAAAAAGAGACUACAGCUACAGCCUCUUAAAGCGCGGGAUCAAAGUUCAUGGGUGAUUUGAGCAGAGCUAAAAGACUAUGGGGUUUCCACGAAAAACCCUUCAACACUUAACAGUAUUUUCUCCGGAAACAGGAAGCAUUAAAAAAUUGGCCAAAUUAACAGCAAAUACUAAAAAUUACUGACAAAUAACACGUAAGGGUUAUCGGCCUUCAGCUCGGGGUUGUGUGAUUUAUUCCCCUCGUGCGUUCGCCCGAGGGCAACGCACGAGGGGAAUAAAUCACAUAACCCAGAGCUGAAGGCCGAUAAAUGGCUUAUUUUUACAUUGGCGAGGAUUCCUCAAGGGAUGCAAAAAUACAUUGACGAAAAACACUCCACUCCACACUUUUAACACUCCAUGCUGGCACUGGUGCGGUGGGAUUCACAAGUUUCUCGGCUUUUUAAUUAUGUUAGUUUCUCAAAGUUGCAUUUCGAAUUAGUUGUUCGUAGUGAAUGCUAGCAACAGCCUAAAGAGCCUAGCAGUGUCGACCGAUUCAGAUCUAUUAGAAGUAGAGCUGUUUAUUACUCAAACUAAAGCAGCUUUAAUGGCGGUACUGCAAUUGAGCUUUCGGAGAACAAUUUUGACUCUUCAUUUCGGAGGCAGACAACGAGUAAUCAUUGACAAUUUCAAUUUUCGCACCAAGGAUCUUUCGAGCAACCUGCAUGUUUACAGAUAAAGAAGAUUCCGGGCGAAGGUUCACUACUGUAACUGACGAGGAAAUUCAGUCGAGGAAUGAAGCAAGAAUACCACAAAACACAAAGAGGUAACUACAUGUCUUCAUGGGGUACACGAGUUUGGGAUGACUGUUUAAAGAACGGAACACCUUUCGUGGAACCGUAGAAUUUUAAAGACGCUGUUCAAUUUCAGACUGUCGUUCUGGCUGUGGAAAUCGAUGAACCAACAACUAAGAAAAUCUGUGAAUGUGGCGCAAAAGAAACGCAACUCAGUUUAAUUUUAGGAAUUAUAGUGUCGUGUUCAAUAUUUCCAAUAAACAUUUGUAAAUUUUUUCUCUAUGAAAAGCUAAUUAAAAUGCGAGGGGAUUAUGUAUUGAUAUGCAAGGGGGAUAAGUGACUUAUGGGCUCCUGGAGAAACUAAGUCCUUGAGUCUACUUACCAAUCACAACAUGUUUUGGAAGUAUUGAAAAGCGCGCCAAAACGAAGUAGUCGCAGCCUUCUGGAGUGAACUCGGUCGCGACCUGGAUUGAUGUAAUUACCAUUGCAGGAGCUAUCAUGCCGGUGAUUUCACCUUUCGUUGCAUAGGUAUAGUGAAUAGUUUGUAAGCACAUCCUCGACUCUCGAAACAUUUGUCUUGCGCUGCUAUACAGUUCCGUUUAACGCGAACUGGAGGUAGAUUUCCCGCUUAACAAAAUUUUUGAUAAUUUAUGCAAAAUUGAACCUCGUGAACGUCAGAAGUGCAUUUACCGACUCAAAAAUAAACAGACUUCCUCCACAGGGGUUUGAACACGAUUUUAAUUUUAAAAAGUACUUUACGAGCGCUGCGGUAGUUGACCGCAAAAGUGUUACGAUGAUAGAUACUCAACUGGAUGAUAGCGUCACUACAUAGCAACCAGACGCUUCGCAUUUUUUACCUUCCGGAACGCUGAGGCUUGUGUUACUCCUUAAAUCGAAUUAAUUCAAUAUGGCCGCCGUAUCAGUAAAAAAGUCUAUUGUAUGAAAGUCCGUGAGUUAUUUGUCUGAAAACUGUCCACGGUAAGGUUUAAAGCACGCGAGCUAUGGAGUGAGUGGACAAGUGACAUAUUAAACUAGUUCAUUACACUUCGCUAGCGUAUCAAAUGAUUUUCAAUCUUUGCUUCUGCGGUGUAUAUCAUAAUAAGUCAGGGAAUUUCAGUAUGAGUCAGGUAAAAUUUAACUGUUCCAUUGGCAAAAGAAGAUUGUUUCAAAAAAUUAAACGACAUGCAAGUAGAUAAUUACAUAGGGUUUCCUAUAAAAUCAAUCCAUUCUGCACUUUACAUUUACGAUAAAUUAAUGUAUUACAGGGAAAGUGUACAUUGUACAUUAAAUUUCAAAAUUUAUGGCUCUCUCAUGCACUGUCUCAAUAAGCUCAUGCAUGUUUAGAAUGGAGACCAAUGGAGAAACGGAUCACCUUGUUUGUGGACAUUUCAUACAAAUUCACUCUUGCAUGAGUAUUUUCUUUCUUUAAACACUUGCAUAAGUGCUAAAAAAUUUGUACUUUUUACAUGGAUUCAGUGCUUGAUAAUGAAGGCCCGCAUAUUCAAUAAUCAUAAGUCAUGAUCACUUUUGAUAAUUCUCAUGAACUGCAUCCUUAAUGACAUUGCUACAUGUAAUCUGAUUUUCUAUUUCAGUAAUUACGUUUUCACCUUACUGUUUACUACCCUGCGAGCAGAGAUUUCUCUGCUUUUAGCGUUCACGAAGUCAUUUGCGUGGCUUGUGUGUCGCGUAGUUGGUUUGUUUACGCCCCGUGAGAAACCUGUGCAGGAAGCCGCUUGAGAUUUUCCGUUGAGCAUGCGCCAGAUUAAUAAUUCGUUGCUACAGAGAUAAUGACGUAACUUUUAUCACGUAAAAGAAAUUAGUGCCGUCAAAAACCAAUUUUACUCGUCCCAUUUCCUAGAAGCGACGACCGGAAAUACGUCUGCUGUUCGCGGGCUACCCAUCUCCGGACAAGUGGUCUUAUUUCCGGACAAAGAAACGUGGAUGAUUUUUAAAAUCGCUUUAUCCAAACUAUUUAUCACUCUUUUUGGUAUAGUAUACGUGCGAUAGUUUCAGAGGCACCUCUGAAACUAUCGCGCGUAUACUACAACCUUACAAUAUACGUGUUGCACACUAAUGUCAAGGACAAAGACAAACCGGAGGACAGACAAGGAGCAGUAUUAAAGAUCAAAUGCUGCGGCUGUCAGGCUACUUACAUUGGUGAAACCGGCAGAAACCUUAGCACGCAACUGACCGAACACAAACGAGCGACGAGAAAUGGUGACGUCAACAAUCACAUUGCUGAUCACCAUUUACAAACGAAACAUCGAUCAAAUCGACUGGGACGCUGCGACAUGUAUUACGUAUUCUCAGACUACUAUGAACGACCCACUUUAGAAAGCUGGUUUUUAACUGAGAACAAACGUCAUUGAAUCGUAGUCAACAGUUGCCGGUACCGUACAAACGACUUUAUUGACGGAUUCAAGCAAAACUAAUUACGAGAGAAUGACUGGACAACCGACAAUUUGACUAACAUAAACGACUGUUUAACUGUGACAAUAUAGACGGAUGGAAAGUCAACUGUCCAAUUACAUUACGAGUCUUCAUAGCCAAUAUUCACUACUUAACUGACAGACGACCAAUAGCAUCGCGAAAUUGUCCAAUCAGAUCAAUAACCAGAGUUUAAUACAGUCGAACCUUCCGUAAGCGAGCACCCAAAAUGCAAAGACUUAGUGGUCGCUUACAAGAGUCGAACCAUAGGGGGCCUCUUCCCAGAAGAGGUCUGGGCACAGUACUUUAUGAAACAUGAUUUAUUGUAUGCAAUUUCUAAGUUACGCCAUGUGUACUGAGUUCAAUGUUGUUUCUAAAGUUCUUCGUACAUGCCGUAUAUUCUAAGUAGCAUAGUGCACACAGCAAACUAGGGAUCAGAGAGUGCGUCAAGUGGUAGAGUUUGGUUGCUUACUAGAGCUUAAAAACAAUGGAAAAUCAUUAAACUUUCAGGCCCAAAAAGUGUCCGCGGUCACUUACAAGAGGUGGUCGUUUACUAGAGGUUCAAACUGUAAGGCUUUGAGUGGGAAAGUUUUGGUGCAUGAGUUUUGGAUUGGCGGUCUCUUAUCGGAGGUGGUCGCUUACGAGAGGUGGUCCCACGUGGAAGUUCGACUGUACCAUCAAUUGACGUAAUACAACUCACUUUGACUCUGCAGAUGAUUACCGCGCGUCAGUCAAUUUCAAUGCAACAGUCCUAUUUAGUACUACGUCAGCCCUCGGACGAUCAUGCUCAUCCUAAUUAUAGAUCUACUUAAGAAAAUAGGAGGGAUAAAAGAAAAACUCCUCAGGUUUUUACACCGAGUUGGACUUGAGCUGGAACCAGCUGUGGAACUAUUACAGUUUUUUGAAACCCCACAAGCUGUAACUUUCUCAGUGUUUGGUGGUAAAGAAAUAGGUUUUCUUUUCAAUCGCCAAACACUUGUAUUCCGCUACCCAGAGAUGUUAACCCUUACAAAAAAGUUCACUUUCCCAAAUUUGAAUUUUCUGAAAUAUUUCCGCUGGCCGGGUUUGUAGUUUGCUGACAACAAAUUUCUUUUUUCAGUGGAAGGUAGAUGACUGUAUAAUGAAUAGAUAGACAAUUUUUAUUAUACUAGUAAUAGUUGACACUAGACCCCGUUCUGUAUAUUGUCGGUGAAUAGUAUUCUUGCUGGUUGUGUAGCUCUUUGAAAUAUACCGAUUCAUAAUGAAGAUUUUCACACAUAUUCCAUACAAUAGGUGAGAUAAAUACUGAUACAUACAGGAAUACUGAUAAAUACAGGAAACGCAAGGUUCCAUGCACAGUUUCAGCUCAAUUAACACAACUUUGAUCAAAACAUUCUCAGUUUCGAAAAUAGUUUAUUCUAAACCAUAAGAAAAGAUUUAAUUAGAAGUUGAAUUUCUCGCUAUUUCUCUUUCCCUUUUCACAUUCAGUUCAUUUUAUUUGCCGGAAAGUAAGCCUUAGAAAUUAAAAUGACGUUUGAUCGAUUCACGCUAGCGCAUCCUAGUCUUAUUUGAAACUUUAUAACGGAAGGACAUCUGUGAGCAGGGAAUAAGUCAGCACAGAAAUUGAUUUUCGGCGAAUUUCUGUAAAUGUUCAUCAUUCUGCUAGUGAUAAGCUGAUAAGCUUUGGGGCUGAGUCUUAUUCCGACGGUCAAAGAGAGAGAAAGAGUGUCUGGCACGGUUUCCAAUAUAAAUCACAGAUUUGUGAACUCGUGUCUGGCAAACUCUCCAAUUGUUUAUAUAUACACAGUUAAACGCACCAUAUAACCUCCCCUGCGCUUAACGACCAUAACUUUCAAAACAACUGCUCCACAGAAUGUCACUGGGUAACGCAAAAGAGUAUAGAAGUAAUCUACCUGAGCGGUCCCUCCGGGUUUUUUGUCUUUACGUCAUCCUAACCAUUUCGUACUUGCGGGCGCAAACAAUUAGAAACGUCAUCAUUACCUACCGAUUCCUCGCGGCCCCAGUUCGAGCAAAUCAAGAUUUUUUCUAGUAUACUGACUGUAUAUUUGAACUGUAAGUACUGUCCUUAAUAUACGCGCGAGUUAAUAGGGUGCCUCCACGGGAUUUCGCCUAUGGGCGAAAUCCCUGCCGGGGGCAAUAAACACCAAUGAAAUACCAAGUGAGCUUUCGCGCGAAAUCUUGAUAUCUUGACAUGUGAAAAUAACAUAUUAUCUUCACAUGUGAAAAUGUCAUCGUUGCUAUAGCUUCAUAAUAUACCGCACCUUUGAGACCAAAAAAGUACUUAAGUAAAAUGGUUGGUAUUUCGCUGGUGUUUAUAUAAUAAAUAGAACAUUACAUGGUCGCUUGGCGAUACGAAAUUUCUCUUCUCAUGUUGAAAAAAAUAUUCACGAGUGAGCGCAGCGAACGAGUAAAAUAUUUUUCAACACUCAAAGAGAAUUUCCAUCUCCGCGCGGCCAUAUAAUAUCCUCUAUAUAUACACCAUGUUUCAACAAUGGUAAAUAUGUUUCUUUGUUGUUGUUGGUUUUUUUCAAUUUCGAUCAUUAUCACCAAACGAAUGUUAAUAUUUUCCUUUUGAGAGAAGACCCCAGUCCAUCAAGUCAUAUUAUACAACGAUGAAAACACGUAGAAGGAUCCCUUUUAAGGCAAAUCAAAUGCGACUGUGAUCGACAAAAACGAAUAGUAAAGGGGCUAAUAAAUAAGCUUUUAAUUUUACUUUUCAGACCCUCUUCGUUAUCGUAGACAAAGAGACUGAUGGUAUCAGUAGAAAAAAGGAACCACAAUAUGUGGCUGAGCUGAAAUAGCAAAGCCAGCAAAAAAAAAUGACAACCACAGCUAUUAAUGGUAAUAUUGGCGACGUCUUUGUCAACUUUAAAGAUUUCCAGCACGCCUUAGGCAUCGCCUAUUACAGUCUGGGAGAUUUCGGGAAAGCCAUAGAGUACCAUGAACGACACCUCAAAAUUUCGAAAGAAGUGGGAGACAGGGCAGGAGAAGGAAGAGCGUACGGUAAUCUUGGCAACGCCUAUCACAGUCUUGGAGAUUUCCAGAAAGCCAUAGAGUACCAUGAACGAGACCUCAAAAUUUCAAAAGAAGUGGGAGACAGGGCAGGAGAAGGAAGAGCGUACGGUAAUCUUGGCAACGCCUAUAACAGUCUUGGAGAUUUCCAGAAAGCCAUAGAGUACCAUGAACGACACCUCAAAAUUUCGAAAGAAGUGGGAGACAGGGCAGGAGAAGGAAAAGCGUACGGUAAUCUUGGCAACGCCUAUCACAAUCUUGGAGAUUUCCAGAAAGCCAUAGAGUACCAUGAACGAGACCUCAAAAUUUCGAAAGAAGUGGGAGACAGGGCAGGAGAAGGAACAGCGUACUGUAAUUUUGGCAACGCUUAUGACAGUCUUGGAGAUUUCCAGAAAGCCAUAGAGUACCAUGAACGACACCUCAAAAUUUCGAAAGAAGUGGGAGACAGGUCAGGAGAAGGAAAAGCGUACGGUAAUCUUGGCAACGCCUAUGACAGUCUUGGAGAUUUUCAGAAAGCCAUAGAGUACCAUGAACGACACCUCAAAAUUUCGAAAGAAGUGGGAGACAGGGCAGGAGAAGGAAAAACGUACGGUAAUCUUGGCAACGCCUAUCACAGUCUUGGAGAUUUCCAGAAAGCCAUAGAGUCCCAUGAACGACACCUCAACAUUUCGAAAGAAGUGGGAGACAGGGCAGGAGAAGGAAAAGCGUACGGUAAUCUUGGCACCGCCUAUCACAGUCUUGGAGAUUUCCAGAAAGCCGUAGAGUACCGUGAACGACACCUCAAAAGUUCGAAAGAAGUGGGAGACAGGGCAGGAGAAGGAAAAGCGUACUGUAAUCUUGGCAACGCCUAUCACAGUCUUGGAGAUUUCCAGAAAGCCAUAGAGUACUAUGAACGACAUCUCAAAAUUUCGAAAGAAGUGGGAGACAGGGUAGGAGAAGGAAAAGCGUACGGUAAUCUUGGCAACGCCUAUUACAGUGUUGGAGAUUUCCAGAAAGCCAUAGAGUACCAUGAACGACACCUCAAAAGUUCGAAAGAAGUGGGAGACAGGGCAGGAGAAGGAAAAGCGUACGGUAAUCUUGGCAACGCCUAUCACAGUCUUGGAGAUUUCCGGAAAGCCAUAGAGUACCGUGAACGACACCUCAAAAUUUCGAAAGAAGUGGGAGACAGGGCAGGAGAAGGAAAAGAGUACUGUAAUCUUGGCGUCGCCUAUAGAAAUCUUGGAGAUUUCCAGAAAGCCGUUUCCUAUUAUAAAAAAGGUAUUACUGCCUUGGACUAUAUCAGGGAAAUCUUAUAUCUAACGACGAAUGGAAGAUUAGCCUGAGGAGUAUGUAUGAUCGUACUAAUUUACGCCUAUGGGGGCUACAGUUUGAGCAAGGUAAUGUCAAUGAGGCAGUUUUAAUUGCUGAUCAUGGACGUGCACAAGCUUUAAACGAUCUUCUGGAGUUCAAGUAUGGGUUGAAAGGGUUACGUCCAGAAAUAGAAACACUCUCUGCAACAACGCCUGACAUUCUUAGUUACCUGCCACCAAAUACAGCUUUCAUUGGUAUCAACAAGGGAGGAAUAGUUCUCUGGGUGAAUGAGAAAGGAAAAGAAAUCAAAACCAGAAGAACUCAGAUCGAUAUCUCCGUCACAAGCUAUUUUCAGUCUCUAUUGGAGGCUACGCAUAAAGAAAUAGAUGCAAGAGCUGAUGUUAAUUGUGAAGAUCGCUCAUUAAUGAGGCCAAGCGAUAAAAAGUUAGCCGAAGAAACAUCGAUUAAGCCAAAGUCUCAUCCUUCAUGUUUUGAGACAAAGUCAUUGCAAACAUUUUACAAUGUUGUUAUAGACCCUAUAAGAGACUUACUCCAGGGCGAUGAAGUUGUAAUUGUUCCAGAAGGACCUCUGUGUUUGGCGCCUUAUGCUGCUUUCAUGGACUUGAAAUCAAAGUACCUCUGUGAAACGUUUAGAAUUCGUCUGCUCCCCUCGCUUUCUAGCCUGCAAUUGAUCCAAAAUUGUUCAGCAGAUUGGCACAGCAAGACCGGCGCUCUUCUUGUCGGCGAUCCGUGGGUACAGGAGGUAACGACGCUAGGGCAGUUAGAGUGGGCCGAAAAAGAAGUGCAGAUGAUUGGGGAAAUACUUCAAACGGAACCUCUCGUUGGAAAGCAGGCAACAAAAGAUGAAGUUUUGAGACGUAUCUCCUCGGUUGCUUUGGUGCACAUUGCUGCUCACGGUGAAAUGGAAACAGGAGAAAUUGCUUUGGCCCCAAAGACAACGCCUCCAUCCGUGGAUCCAGCCAGGGAGGACUAUAUCUUAACUAUGAAAGAUGUUUUAAAGGCGCAGAUUAGGGCAAGACUUGUUGUACUUAGUUGUUGUCAUAGUGCUCGGGGAGAAGUCAAAUCUGAGGGUGUGGUCGGCAUCGCGCGUGCUUUUUUGGGUGCCGGUGCUCGUUCUGUUCUGGUGUCCCUGUGGGCGAUCGACGACGAAGCUACUAUGGAGUUCAUGAAAGUUUUCUACCAACAACUAGUCUAUGGACGAAGUGCCAGUGAGGCCCUGAAUAAAGCCAUGAAAUCCAUGAGAGAAUCUGACCGCUUUAGCGCAGUGAAGUACUGGGCGCCGUUUGUUCUUAUUGGUGAUGACGUAACGUUCGAGUUUGAAGGCAUCGAUUAA